Molecule: messenger RNA, 1900 nt
Organism: Dendronephthya gigantea
Lineage: Eukaryota; Metazoa; Cnidaria; Anthozoa; Malacalcyonacea; Nephtheidae
Exons: 11
Coding region: 45-1736 (563 amino acids)
Molecular function (GO): protein binding
Source: RefSeq, a predicted model, not a curated record
AUUAUAAUAUUUCAAAAAUACGUUUCUUUCGUUUGAAAAUUGAGAUGGAUGUACGCGAAGAAACCGUAGAAGAGCAUUAUCCAACAACAACCACUUUUAGACCAAGACAAGCACAAAUUCAUAUUCUUAGAAACAGUCGGCACGUCUCCAAAAAAACCUAUCACCCGUUAAGUGGAUUCAACGAGAAAAGAUUACAAUUCGAUGAGCAGUCAUGUCUUAUAGUGCAAUUUGAUUUUGGGAUAAUGGACGAGGAGAGUAAGGAGUUUUGGAGGUGUGAGAUAAAGCAAGACAUAUUACGUGCCCAGUUGUAUUUUGUUGGUGGAUUUCGAAUUUUACCAACAGUAUUGCCUCCCUAUUCCCAAUCGUCUUCUAUCAAACUCAAGGGGUUUGAUUGCAAUAAUAAACAAUUUUUACCUUACUUUGGUGGUGUGGCAUUCGAGUUACCUGUACUGGAAGAACGCCCUGCAACGUUUGGACUCAGAAUUACAUUAUACAAAGAAGAUGCAGUUCUUCAUUCUGCUCAAUUCAAUGUGAAGUCACAUGGAGAUGGUAUAGAAUUAGAUGAAUGCCAAAGUGGAGCUUUAUUACCUAGCAUUGAAACUCCAUAUCGUAAGAAGCAAAUGACAGGAGCUCUCGCAAAAUUGAAUGCACAAAAGGUACUUAACCUUUUUCAGAAGCUUGGUGAUAAUGGUGAGCAUGCUGAAUUCGCGCAAAAGCAGUCCGCUUUAGUUAACAAUUUGGGCGAAAAAAAAUUUUUUACAGAUCUGAUCCUUGCUGUGGAAUUACAGAGAGGAAUCACAAAAUACGGGCAGAACAAGAUGGAUGAAUGCUUAACAAUCUGCCAGAGAAUCCGCCAAAAGACAGAGGAAAGUUUUUCACAAAAUUCAGAGUUUAUUUUGGGGAGAGUAUUUUACAUUAUGUCGGGCGUGCAUAGACAGCAAAAUCAGUUUGAAUUGGCUCUGAAAUAUUUGAAUUUAUCAACUGAGAACUUCAUGAAAGUAUUUGAAUGUAGUGAAACAGGAAACAACAGAUAUAAUCUAGCGGCGUUAUAUGCUCAAAAAGCUGCUCAUUGUAGGCUUACCUCGGAGGAAUACAAAUUGACAGUGGAAAGUUUUGAAGACGCCAUUCGAAUGUACAAACUUCACGAGAAAAAUGGACCUAAAAGAAUUCGAAACAUCAUCAGGACUUCCAACAGACAAAUCUUAUUUUAUUUAAAAGGAUCCCGAAGUAAUUUUCCCGAUUUGAAUUUGGAGGUGUCGGGAGAAGACAUUGCGAAAGCUUACAAAGUCAUUGAAGAUGUAGAGAAGUUAUUGCCUGAAUGUCCAAAACGACACGAAUGCACUUUCCUUAUCCCAAAGGCGGAUUACUUAAUUCGAAAAGCCACAAGCAGAGAGUUGACGUUCUUUUACGAUGAAGCACAGGCUGUAGAACAAGGAAAGAGACAUUUACAUGCAGCAAACGAUGUCUUAGAAAGAGCAAAACAGUUGUCUGUUGAAAUGCGAAUGACGAAAGAAACAGUGGGGAUAAACCAGAGAAUAGAACGAAUUGAACAUCUCUUACAAGGUGGUUUAAGGGAAUUUUUCGACCGAAGACGCCAGACUGGCAGGGUGCCUGAUUCAUCAGUUCAAACCAGGGAAUUUGUGAAUGAAACAAACGACAUUUAUGAUUUGAUCUUAAAUGUACGACUUGAAAACUUACCAGACAGAAACCAAUGGCAAUGCACUGAACCUCAUUGAGCGAACUCACAACCCUAAUGAACAUUCUCAGUAUAGUAAUUUAAUUUAAAUGGUUUCGUUUUACAUGCAUCCGUUUGUUGUUUUAUAGUUUUAUAUUGUUAAUACUAUUUGCCUGGAAAAUAAAUUAAAAUAAAAACCUAUUUUUGAAUGUCGUCGUCUGCCUU